AUGGACUUCGAGCUCAUUGCUCGAAACCUAAAUGCAACAUCGAGUGAAUCGGCGCCAUCAGGCCGGCCUGCCUCCUUCAAAAUCAUAGGGGUCUCGCUGGCUGUUGGCUCUGGUCUGUUUAUCGGGACGUCCUUCGUGCUGAAGAAGGUUGGACUUCUCAGGGCCAACGAAAAGUACAAUGAGGUUGCUGGCGAGGGCUACGGAUACCUCAAAAACGCUUUUUGGUGGAGCGGCAUGCUGCUCAUGAUUGUCGGCGAGAUCUUGAACUUUGUCGCCUAUGCAUUCACGGAUGCGAUUCUCGUCACGCCCCUGGGAGCCUUAUCCGUUGUCAUUACCACGGUUCUCUCCGCCAUCUUUCUCAAAGAACGACUCAGUCUGGUUGGUAAGGUUGCGUGCUUUCUGUGUAUCGUUGGCUCCGUCACCAUCCUCCUGAAUGGCCCUCGUGAAUCUUCGGUCGGCAAUAUUCAGCAGAUGCAACAAUAUUUCGUCACCCCCGUCUUCCUGACCUAUGCCGGCGUAAUUCUCGCAGGCUCCCUCCUGACUGCAGUUUUUGCCGGCCCCAGGUGGGGUAAGAAGAAUAUGAUGGUGUACAUUUCCAUCUGCAGUUGGAUUGGCGGUUUGAGCGUCGUGUCCACUCAAGGCCUGGGCGCCGGCAUUAUAGCAUGGAUCGGUGGUCAACCACAGUAUAAAGAGCCAUUUCUAUGGAUCCUGCUGGCCUUUGUCAUUGGCACGCUACUGACGGAAAUCAUCUUCUUAAAUAAAGCGCUCAACCUCUUCAACGCGGCCCUUGUCACACCUACAUAUUACGUCUACUUUACCAGUACCACCAUCAUCACUUCUGUCGUCUUGUUCCGAGGUUUCAAGGGCACUCCACUGCAAAUUGCCACUGUUGUCAUGGGCUUUCUCACGAUUUGCUCGGGCGUGGUCCUGUUGCAGUUGUCCAAGUCAGCCAAGGAUGUUCCCGACGCUGCCGUCUUCAAAGCCGACCUUGAUCAAAUUCACACCAUCGCCGAACAAGAGCAACCCGAGACCGAGCCCAAGGCCGAUGCUAUUCGUGGUACGGCCGCCAUCGUCCGUAGAAUAUCUAACAUGCGCUUAAAGAUGGAGGCCGACGAAUUGAAGAGGCUCCACGAAGAGAAGAUGGCAGAGAGUAUGGCCACUAUUAGUGAGGAUGGCGCAUCGAUGUACGAGUGGGACGGUCUGAGAAGGAGGAGAACCCUGGCGGCAAGCACGCGAGCACGCGCCGCAACAUCACCUCAAUCUCCUUCUUCACCUGGCUUCCGGCCCACAAGUCCUCAUCCUCCGCUGGGCAUGUCGCGCUUCCCAACGGACGAGGAACUUGAGCAGACGGAGCAAGGCAUCACAUUCUCUAGCAUUGCUGGCACCAUUCGAGGCCGGCCUCGGACCAGUGCCACACUACCAACUUACCACGACCAAUAUCCCGACAAAGCCAAAGCCAGAAGUCCACUUCAUCCCAUUCCACUAACGCAUAUACAAAUGCCGACACAGAAGCCUGACGACGAAGCUGGGGCCUAUUAUGGGAGAACUCGCGAGCAUGUCUUCAGCAAUCAGGACACUGCGUAUCACGGCGUCGCGGAUGGCAAUGUUCAGGACAUGCCACCAAUACCGCCGCCACACUCUGCCCGGCGGCAGUUUUCAUUCAAUCGGGUUUUCAAGCGAAACGCAGGACCUACGGAAGAGGAAAGAGAAGGCCUGGUCAAAGAGGGGGGUACUCAAGAUAAGCCUUCGUUUAUCUAG
Molecule: messenger RNA, 1758 nt
Organism: Metarhizium album ARSEF 1941
Lineage: Eukaryota; Fungi; Ascomycota; Sordariomycetes; Hypocreales; Clavicipitaceae
Product: DUF803 domain membrane protein
Exons: 2
Coding region: 1-1758 (585 amino acids)
Biological process (GO): magnesium ion transport
Cellular component (GO): membrane
Molecular function (GO): magnesium ion transmembrane transporter activity
Source: RefSeq, a predicted model, not a curated record